Oncorhynchus keta (chum salmon) is the source of this 3355-nucleotide messenger RNA. RefSeq names its product double zinc ribbon and ankyrin repeat domains 1 (gene dzank1). Gene Ontology annotation, molecular function: protein binding. NCBI's taxonomy places the organism in Eukaryota, Metazoa, Chordata, Actinopteri, Salmoniformes, Salmonidae. The coding region runs from base 210 to 2555 and encodes 781 amino acids. The record is from RefSeq and is a predicted model, not a curated record. The transcript has 21 exons. Gene Ontology annotation, biological process: eye photoreceptor cell development.
UUCUAUGGCGCGAGCAUUCAAAGUUCAAAGUAUUUCAGGAAUUGCAAAAUGAUAACUAAUAUAAUGAAAGUUGAGAAUAAACCAUGAAAACAUUGUGAAUCCUGCCAUUGGCUGUGGUGGUUGCUAAGGAGUAUGUUUCUCCGUUGCUGCGUCGAAUAGGCAAUGAAACAUCAGCGGUCACUGAUCAUCGCAUCUAUAUCAGACCGAAUAUGGCAGCAGGUUGCAUUGUGGUGCCUCUCAUCAUACCGAUUCGAAUCCCCCCUCCUGGUAAAGCCAAGCAUGAGAUAGACACCACAACUCCUGUGGAGCUCAAAUCAGAUACCCAAGAUGUCACUAUCUACUACACUCUGGAUGGUACUAAACCAGAGGUGACGAAGAGACCAGGGUUUGGAGAGAACAACACUUUGAAGUAUAGCGGACCAAUACGCUUACCUGAGGGCAAAGUGUCAGUCAAAGCUCUGGCUAUCACCAGGGAUGGUCGAGAGAGUGCCAUAGUCACCAAGCUAUUUCUGGUGGAGUAUGUGCCCUCAAACGAGCCACCUUCCAUUGAGGACAAGGAUGAUAACUUUCUGAAGGAGUAUGAACGAGACCUCUCUAGACAGGAGAUGGGGACAGCGAACGGUUCUGGAGAUGCCUCACUGAAGCUUCAAGUGCCAAAGACCUACCGGCCCCCUAAAGGUCCACGGUUCCUCAGCAGCCGUCUAGGGCCUGUGUCCCCUGCUCUGGAGCCCAUGUCUUCACAUCGUUCUCAAACACUGAAUGCAAGCUUGGAAGACAGUCCUUUCAAAAACCUAACCAGCACUCAAAUGUCAAGGAUCCAAAGGGAGACAGACUUUCUGAGGUGUGCAAAGUGCUUGAGCCAUCGCCCCUCAGACCCCUUUGCCCGCUUUUGUCUGCAGUGCGGCACCGCUGUGCUGCCUGUGCCAGGCCAGAGGCUGCCACCCACAGAGGGUGGACAGAUGGGCUUGUGUGUCCACUGUAAAACAAUGGUGCCUGUCAACACCCCCACAUGUGUGGUAUGUGAGGCCCCCAUGAGCCCCCAGCUCCAGCCUCAGGCCAGCUUAAGACUCCAGAACAAGGUGAUCUGUCCGUCAUGUGGAACCGGAAACCCUCUGCAUAUCUCAACUUGUGUCACCUGUGAAACUAAACUACUGCAGCCACCCACUGCUGUAAUGGGUGGUCAGAGUGCCCCGCCACUUCCAUCUGGAGCAGGCAAGAUGAUGUCCUGUUCUAAGUGCAGCCGGGUCAACCACUCGGAUGCGCGCUUCUGUGACUGGUGCGGUUCCAAGCCUGGCCAUUCAGUCAGCUGUUUGAUCUGCUCCCGGUGCGGAGCGAGCAGCCACCCCUAUGCCAAAUUCUGUGGCUCCUGUGGGGUGUUUCUGGAGGGGCCACCUAGAGGGGAGUCACGUGCCAGCCUUGCCUAUUCCAUGGGGGGGAAACUGGAGUUGGAGCGAAUGUCCACUCACACCUCUGACGGUGCCACUGCCACCUGGCAGGCUGUGCCCUCCUCCGUUUCCCCCAGUGUGGCGUUGGCCCCGGCUCCAGCACGGACGGACCAGCAGACUCAGACGGUGGGCUUGUUCUACCCGUCGGGCACUGAAGUCCACAGGAAGGGCCAGCAGGUGGCACUGGAGCUGAGGAGACAGGAGCAGAUGAGGGACCGCAGACCACUGCUCACAGCUAUAAGCCCAGGCAGAGGGUACUGGAGGAAGCAGCUGGACCAUGUGUGUGCUCACCUGCGCAGCUACACUCAGAACAACACUGAGUUUCGAGCUCUCAUAGGGGAGCCUCGCAUGGGCCGGAUGGUUUCAGCUGUGAUCCAGGAGGACAACUAUGAAGUCAGUUUGAGGAUCAACUUUGUCUCCGCCGGACUUGAAAAAAUGAAGUCCUGUCAGGUAGACGGGACUGAGAAGCCCCUUAUCCUAUCAGAGAACCAGAACCUCAGCAGUGUGACGGAAGGCAUGAGUGGCCUAUCAGCCAGACAGACCAGCCUGGGUGAGAAAGAGAGUGAGAACGCUACCUCAAAGUCUGCAGCUUCCAGAACAGUGAAAAACCUCAGUCAGAGCUGGACCUCAGACGUUGCACAGAAACCGCCUCCAUCCAAAGACAGUCUGCUUCUGAGGGAAGUUGGCCCAGACGGGAGGGGGGAGAUCUCUGUGGUCCAGCAACUGCUUGAUGAGGGUGCAGAUCCCUCAUGCCAGGGGUGCGCCGGGCACCCUGCCCUGGUUGUUGCUGUGCUGCACGAGCACCACGAGGUCCUCCCUGUGCUGGUACAAAGGGGAGCUGACGUCAACCGGCAGUCUGGGCCGGUGAACAACACCGCUCUGCAUGAGGCUGCUGCUCUUGGGAGUAAGGGCUUACGGUGUGCAGAGACACUAUUAGGAUGCAACGCCAGCAUUCGGAAGAAGAACGACAGAGGUCUGACGGCCUAUGACUUGGCAGUCACUUCAGAUUGCAGCCCUUUGGUGUCUCUACUAGCUGCUAAGAUGGGUCAGGGCAUGCUAGACAGACUGGUCAAACCCAGGACUCACCCAAACCUAGAUGCAUUCCGAUGACAGAGAGAAUUGUGUGCGGCCCCCAAAUGGCACCCUAUUCCCUAUAAUGCACUGCUAUGGGCCCUGCUCAACAGUAGUGCACUAAAUAGGCAACAGGUUCCCAUUUGGGAUGCAACCUUUUCUCCAUGGUGGCCUUAUUUUCUGAAUCGAACAUUCAUCAAUUAUCUUGAAUCUGUUAAUCAAUUAUAAUUUCCAGAAAUGGGAUUGAUAAGUUAUUUACCCCAACCUUAUGUACUGUGGUGCUACAAACAUCUACAACCAUUUGAGGAAAAACACCAAUUUCUUGUAAAUGGCUAAUUUGUUAAUACUAACAAAACAUUCGAUUUGAAUACAGAUGUGCAAUAUAGUACUUGAUUAUAAUAAUAAAUGGUACACAUACUACUAGCUAUAGUAACUAACACUAGUUCUAAGAGGCAUGUACACUGAGGUCCAAAAGUAUUGACAGUGACCCAUUCCAGCGCUUUGAAAUAAAACAAUAACUGAUGUUUAAGUGCAGACGGUCAGCUUUAAUUUUAGGAUAUUUUCAUCCAUAGAAAUUACAUCACUUUUUGUAAAUGGCCCCCCCCAGUUUAAGGAACCAAAAGUAUUUGGACAAAUUCACUUAUUCAGAAAGUAUUCAUACCUGUUGACUCAUUCCAAAUGUUGUUACACUCGGAAUUUAAAAUAUAUUACACAUUUUCAUCUUACCCAUCUGUAAACAAACCUCAUAAUUACAAAGUGAAAACAUGUUUUUAGAAAUUGUUGCAUAUUUAUUGAAAAAUAAACACAGAAGUAUCUCAUUUACAUCACACCCGAGUGUC